AUGAAUAAUAUCCUUAAUAUGACCCCAAAGAUCGUCCUUAUCACUGGCGGGAACGGUGGAAUUGGGUAUGAGACUGUGAAAGCCUUGUUUGAAAGCGAAAAGCCCUAUCACAUUUUCAUGGGCAGCAGGUCACUAGCAAAGGCAGACGAGGCCAUCGAAAAGCUCAAAAAUGAAUGUCCUUCCGCGACCAAUAGAGUUGAAUCACUCCAGGUCGAUUUGACAAGCGAUGAGUCCAUCGAGAGUGCAUUUCAGAAAGUGAAAUCUGGCCCAGGUCACAUCGAUGCACUUAUCAACAAUGCCGGUGCAACAUUCGAUCUGGAAUACCUUGCCGAUCGAGUUUCUCUUCGCGAAUGUUUCAACAAUGCCUACAAUGUGAAUGUCGCUGGGACAAACGUCAUGACUGCAACUUUCAUCCCCCUUCUGCUCAAGUCAGCUGAUCCUCGCCUGAUAUUUGUGACCGGUCUGUCCGCUAUCAACCAAGCUGCAGAGUCAUAUUUCCCCACGCCCCCUCAGCCAGCCGGGUGGCCCAAAAAUAUCGAUUUUGAAACUAUCGGGUAUCGUUGCAGUAAGGUUGCUUUGAACAUGAUGAUGCUAGACUGGAGCCAUAAGUUGAAGGCGGAUGGCGUGAAAGUGUGUUGCGUGGGUCCAGGAAUGCUGGCAACCAAUCUGGGAGGUGUGCCUGAAUUGGCAAUUGCGAUGGGAGCCAAGCACCCAAGUAUUGGGGGACAAUUGUUGAGGAAGGUCGUGGAGGGCGAGAGGGACGAUUCUAUGGGGAAGAUUAUUGUGCAACAGGGAGUGAUGGAAUGGUAG
This is a messenger RNA of Penicillium verhagenii, 810 nucleotides long. RefSeq lists its product as uncharacterized. The transcript is spliced from 2 exons. The record is from RefSeq and is a predicted model, not a curated record. Bases 1 to 810 code for a protein of 269 amino acids. Lineage: Eukaryota; Fungi; Ascomycota; Eurotiomycetes; Eurotiales; Aspergillaceae.